GCAAGUUUACUAGUCAGUAGUCCCAGAAAAAAAAUGUUAUCUGGUGAAUGGGAUUAGGUUAUGUUGAUUACAGAAAAAGAAAAAUUAAAUGGUGCUGAGGCUGUGAAAAUCAACAUUAUGAUGACGACUCAUAAAUCUGGAGGUCAAUCUGGAAGAAAAAAAGUACAGGUCUCUUUCGUUAUCCGAGAUGAGAUUGAGAAGCAGCACAGAGCCGGAGUGAACUCACUUCAGUAUGAUUCGCUGCUGCAACGCCUGUACUCGGCUGGCCGAGACAGCAUCAUCCGGACCUGGAACUGCAAACAGCCGAAAGAGCCUUACAUCCAGUCCAUGGAACACCACACCGAUUGGGUCAACGAUAUUGUGCUUUGCUGCGGUGGGAAAAAACUAGAUAUUGUUGUGAUUGCAGUGAUAUCAGCGAGUUCGGAUACAACAGUGAAGGUGUGGAAUGCUCACAAAGGAUUCUGUAUGUCCACGCUGAGGACACACAAAGACUAUGUGCGAGCAUUGGCGUACGCUAAGGACAGGGAGCAGGUGGCGUCGGCUGGUCUGGACAGGGCCAUCUUUCUGUGGGACGUCAACACGCUGACUGCUCUUACGGCCAGUAACAAUACAGUCACAACAUCCUCCUUGAAUGGAAGUAAGAACUCCAUCUACAGUCUGGCCAUGAACCCUCCAGGUACAGUGAUCAUCAGUGGAAGCACAGAAAAGGUGUUGAGGGUCUGGGAUCCAAGGUCGUGCAACAAAAUGAUGAAACUGAUCGGCCACCUGGACAACGUGAAAGCACUGGUUGUGAACAGAGACGGUACACAGUGUCUGUCCGGCAGCUCCGACGGUACCAUCAAACUUUGGUCUCUAAGUCAACAGCAGUGCGUCCACACUUUCCGGAUACACACAGAGGGCGUGUGGGCACUUUUGGCUACAGAAGGAUUUACUCACGUGAUAUCGGGGGGAAGGGACAGGAAGGUUCUGAUGACCGACUUGCGCAACACUAACAAAGCGUCUGUCUGCAUCUGCGAGGAGAGUGCUCCGGUUCUGAAGAUGGCCGCUCCACCGGACUUGAGUGGUCUUUGGGUGGCCACUUCCGAGUCGACGAUCAACUACUGGGCAGUUCCUAAAAGAGAUUGGAUAGGUGAUGCAGGAGUGGGUUCAGGCGAUGAGGGUGAAUGUAUGAAUGGGCUGAAACCAGUAAAUGUGAAACCAGAAAUGACCAUCAAAGGUGGCCCUGCUAUUCGGAGGUUCCACAUACUGAAUGACAAAAGGCACAUUCUCACACAAGACACCGAGAACAAUGUUGCCAUUUAUGAUGUUCUUAAGGCCUGUAAAGUAGAAGAUCUAGGUCAAGUUAAUUUUGAUGAAGAAGUAAAAGCCAGGUUCAGGAUGGUGUAUGUACCGAACUGGUUUAAUGUUGAUUUAAAAACUGGGAUGCUCACAAUCCACCUUGGCCAAGAUGAGAAUGAUUGCUUUUCAGCGUGGGUGUCAUCUAAAGAAGCUGGUAUUGCUGCUAACGAAAUAGUCGAUCAGAAAGUUAACUACGGGAAUCUGCUACUGAAAGCCUUGUUGGAGAACUGGUGGACUACAGUGCAUGUGGAUGAAGAGACUGAUAUACAGGGGGGUGAUUCGGUAACCCCACAGGCCAGGUUUGGGAAUGAGUAUUUCAAAGUUCCUGGACACACACCAUUAAUAUUUAGUGAAGUUGGCGGUCGGACUUUGUACCGCCUUCUAGUCCGAGAUGCAGGUGGCGAGACGGAAAGUGGGCUGUUGAGUGAAACUGUUCCUUCUUGGGUUGUUGACAUCAUUGUCGAGAAGAAUAUGCCAAAGUUCAAUAAAAUUCCUUUUUACCUAAUUCCUUUACCGUCUGGGGUCAAAAACUCAAAGAGAGAUCGACUGAUAGCGAACGAUUUCAUCCAAAUGCACAAAGUGGCCGAGCACGUGUAUGAGAAGGUGCUAGGCUCCGACACCGGAUCAGUGGCCGUCUCUCCUGGUGUUGAGGACCAGGAUAACAGUUCCUUGGCCGAAGAGAAAGUUGAACUGCUUUGCAAUGACCAGGUAUUAUGUGAAUUCACUGACUAAUUAAAACGUCCGCUG
Molecule: messenger RNA, 2085 nt
Organism: Homalodisca vitripennis (glassy-winged sharpshooter)
Lineage: Eukaryota; Metazoa; Arthropoda; Insecta; Hemiptera; Cicadellidae
Product: WD repeat-containing protein 48
Exons: 13
Coding region: 61-2070 (669 amino acids)
Biological process (GO): double-strand break repair via homologous recombination; protein deubiquitination
Molecular function (GO): ubiquitin binding
Source: RefSeq, a predicted model, not a curated record